Molecule: messenger RNA, 3030 nt
Organism: Spodoptera littoralis (African cotton leafworm)
Lineage: Eukaryota; Metazoa; Arthropoda; Insecta; Lepidoptera; Noctuidae
Source: the annotation of a GenBank genome assembly
AUGGCGGACGACAACACUAUCAUCGAGGGAACCGUCAAGUUCCGGGACGGGAAGAAGUGGAAGUCCCGGUGGUGCGUGAUGCGCAAGCUGUCGCCGGUCGCAGAUUGCGUGCACCUCCAGUUGUACCGCGACUCGAAGGCGCGCUGUGCGGGCGCGGCCAGCAAGGCGUCGCUAUCGCUGCAGCACUACCUCGGCAGCGAGGCCGGCUUCACGCUGGACAAGCACUCUAACACGCUUGCGCUCGUAUGCCGGGACCUGGUCGCCAUCCUCGCCUUCGAGACACGCGAGCGUCUCAUCCAGUGGCAGGUGAAGGUGAGCGCGCACCUGGGCGAGCCACGCCACUAUCUCGUGCUGGUGGGGGGUGCAGGGGGCGCAGGGGGCGCAGGUAACAAGCGCCUGCCGGCCGGCCCGGCGCGCCUGCACCUGCACGAGCGCCGCUUCGCGCUCACCGCUGGAGUGCCUCCUCGACUACUCGGCAUAUGGGAGCUGCCGCACCUCAGACGGUACGGUGUGGUCGAGGGCAGGUUUUGCUUCGAAGGCGGCUCACACUGCGGUAAGGGCGAAGGUCUUCACGUGCUGAUUACAGACCAGGCCAAGGAGUUGGCGCGUGACUUUGAUUUGGCCUCACAGGGUCGCCUCUCGCCCAGAAGAAGGCCAAAUAAUUUUAAAAAUAGUGAAGGUGCAGAUAGUCCAAAAUCCCAUAAGGCUUAUCGGCCCGAUACUAGACUCUCUGAGCUGAACACAAUAGACCACUCUCUCCCGCCUAUAGACAUCCACAACUAUGAAGAGGGCUGUGAGGAGACAGGAGCCAUCUCUCCGUAUUGGCCAUCUGCAGAGAGAACAAACUUUCAGGACAUGGGUCAUGGUGACACCGCGUCCGUGAACGAGACGGUGGAGGAAGCAGCCACGUGGAACGGAGUAAGCAACGUGACGUUGGAGAGGUGCAUGAGCUGCAUCUCCAAGCUGGGGGCAUUGUCGCGGUCUUCUACGGCGGCCCUAACGCCUGGCGCUAAGCACUUUAACCCUGCGUGGACUAUGGAACCUGUUCACGAAACCCUUCCUACAGAACCCACAGAGCUCACUCAACAUUGUGAUAUUCUUCUUAGUGCAACCGAUAAGACUGACGAUGCUUGCCAUUGCCCUACAUGGCCUGAACGGCCACCGGAGAGACCCCCCAAGCCCACACGGCUAGAGCUUAAUCUAAAUAGGAAACCGGUACCUGUUUGCCGCUGUUCACAUAGUGUGCCAGACGAUAAGCUCUGCAGAGUUGGACCCUAUGAAAACUACGAUGUACCAAAAGUUCCACACCAAGAUGAGUAUUACGAUACGCCGAAGCGGCUCAAAGAGUGUCUAACUAAUGAAUUAUUUAAAGUUACUAAAAGUUCGACGUCGAAUGCAGUCAUUUUGAAAAAACCCUGUGGUUGUUUACUGAAAUUUGGCAAAAGACGAAGAGAACCAACGAUAGUGGAUUCUGAGGAAAACUUCCAACCAGCUAGUUGUCCUUGUCAACGUGUCACUGAUUGGGCAAACAAUUGGAUAAAGUUACCAUAUUGCAGGAAAACCACUGUUUCUAGUGAUAAUUUGGUGCCAAACAAAGAAAAUAUGACCCCUAAUAGUAGUGAUGGAACCGCACUUUAUGCUACAAUAGACUUAUCAAGGAAGAUAAGAAGAAAACAACGGCCUUGUGACCGGCAUCUAGACGCUCCCGAGAGUGAGUCUCUUCGAGGUCUGACUAGUUCUGCAGAAAUUGAUGACGGCCCACUGGCCAACUAUGAAAAUCUUAGUUUUGCCCUAUCUUUAGAGCACUACGAAAAUGCCAAAGAUUUAUUAAGAAAAGUUGGUGUCACACAAUCAGAACUGGAUGCAAUUAGCGCUAAUUUAAAUCCUAGUUCAUUUGUUCCGACGGAUGCCAGUCUUUGUACAAAAUGUGGUCACGCGCAGCAUCAGCGUUUUAACAAAAACUUAGUCCGAGAUAAUUUACCUGUUGGGGCAAAUGACGAUUAUUUAAUGAUGGAACCCGACGCCAGUAACAAGUUAGAACAAAGCAAACCGUUGCCAGCGGGUUAUACUCCAAUGUCUCCAAUAGGAGGUUUUGCAUUUAAUACUCUAAAACACCCUGCUAGGAGUCCUAUUAGUAGGCUACUCGAAGAGAAAUCAGCGAGUAACCCAACAUUGUGCGAGGAAAGCAGACGAUCGGGUACAACCGACGCUGCUGCAGUAUGCACAGCCAGCACUGUCACCGAGCGACCUGACAGAAUUGAGUAUAGAAAACGUUCCAGCUCUGCAGACUCUUCACGAUUCCUUGAAGACGUGAAAGAAUUCGAUGGCAGCAUCGGCAGUCAGGGUUCCACAUCCUCUAUUGAAACGCUACGUAACAUCGCGGUCGAUGGGCGGCCUUCAACACCAUGUAACUGUAUAGUCGAUAACAAACAUUCGGAUGCAGACAGUUCAGAAGCAUCUAAAGGAGCACGUAGUAGGCUGCCACCAGCGAGGCGUUCGUCUUCUGUGCCAGGAAAGGCGGGAGGGAACAGGGAUUCGUCAAGUUCUAAUGACUCGGGCGUGUCAAGCUGCUCAUUGCGGCGAGGCGAGCUGUUCGAGCUGCCGCUGACGACGGCUGCGGCGCGGCGCCACUACCGCAGCGCGCGGCGCGCGGCGGCCGGCACCAGCACGUCAUUGCCGCGCCGCAGCCGCUCCACAGACCCGCUAAGUGACGUCACCACUGGGCAGAGAGAGCGCGUGCCUGCAAAAUCUUCUUCUGCUGAAGCUGAGGUGCCUGUCCUCACUGUCAAGCCGCUCCGAGGGGUAAUGGACACCCACAGUACGUCCAGCGGUACCUCCGAUAUGUCGGACUACAUCGAAACUCUGUCUAUAUGCUCUUCCCAUUCGUCGACAGAUACUCCUAUAACCAUGAGGGUGAUGCGUCAGACGACGAGCACGCUGCGGCCGCGCUCGGGCAAGGAGUACGGCAGCCUAGACCCGCGCCUGGCGUCCGCCUACCGCCACCCGCACCACUACACCAACCUGCCCUAG